Messenger RNA from Acanthoscelides obtectus, 675 nucleotides. The record is from the annotation of a GenBank genome assembly. NCBI's taxonomy places the organism in Eukaryota, Metazoa, Arthropoda, Insecta, Coleoptera, Chrysomelidae.
AUGAAAGAACAGUGUGGCAAGUUACCAAAGUGGCACUGUCCAUAUUGUGGUCAUAGGACCUACCGGAAGUAUAAUCUGAAACUUCACGUGGCCCAGCCAUCGUACCAACGGUUACUUGCUUCAGCGGCUCUAUCUCAUGUGACUACGGUAGGUGUGCAAAUAUUUCAUCAUUUCUUAGAUAGCCAACCUAAUUCUAUAUUCGCGCGUUUUUUUGUCCUUUUCCUCCACCGCCACUGGAUAGAUUUUCAAAAACCAUAAAGCUUUUUCUCGUCCUUGGCUUAGUAGUAACCUUGUAUGAGAAAAAUUUGAUCUAAAUCCGAGCCGUACUUUCCAAGUUACAGACGGGCCAAGGAUUAGCGGACAAACAUACUGACAAACAAACAGACAAACCGAAGGAAAUGUGUGAUCCCAUUUUUCGUAACGUAAAAGUGGUGUGUGCUGGUGGUCCCGCUAUUUAUCCCAUCUAUUUUUUUCCCGCUGAACACGAAUCUGAAGCCAUAAUUGAGGGUCAUUGGACAAAUAUGAGAGAAAUUUAGGCAUAAAAAUAGAGAUUCUAUUUCUGGUAGUUCAAGAAUAAAAAAAAUACGAUGUCUGGUUUGUGUUAAAUGUUCGAGCGCGCAAAGGACCGAAAAAUAUGGGAAAGAGCCGCUGGCAACUAUCAAAUUCAUGUUCUAG